AUUGAUUUCGAAGCACUGAAUAAAUACAUAUCGCUAUGAGUAACGAUAUUUGGAUCGAAAAGUACCGCCCCGGUAUCUUGAAGGACGUUAUCGGGAAUCCCGAGGUGACGCGUCGCCUAGAAGUGAUCGCAAGGGAAGGGAAUAUGCCCAACCUAUUACUCUGUGGUCCUCCAGGCACUGGGAAGACAACGUCUAUACUCUGCUUGGCCCAUGAGAUGCUGGGAAACCAUUUCAAGAAUGCAGUUUUAGAGCUCAAUGCUAGCGAUGAUAGGGGAGUGGAUGUUGUACGUGGAGCUAUCAAAAACUUUGCGAAAAAGUCAGUUGUAUUACCACCAAAUAAGCACAAAAUAAUUAUACUUGAUGAAGUGGAUUCGAUGACCGAAGCUGCACAGCAGGCACUGAGGCGUAUCAUGGAAAUAUACUCUAAAACAACACGAUUUGCGCUAGCGUGCAAUCAAUCGACUAAAAUCAUAGAACCCAUCCAAAGCCGUUGCGCCGUUAUAAGAUAUGAGCCCCUGCAGGAUGAAAUGAUACUCACUCGACUAAUUCACAUUUGUAAAGAGGAAAAUGUACAGUAUACAAACGAUGGCAUGGAAGCAUUGCUAUUUACAGCAAAUGGUGACAUGCGUCGUGCGGUUAACAACCUGCAAAAUGUAUCCUCAGGAUAUAAUUUGAUCACUAGUCAAAAUGUAUACAAGGUCUGCGAUGUACCGUCACCAGAACUCAUUAGGAAAUUACUACAAGAUUGCUUGGAUGGACAAUGGCGCCCAGCUCAUGAAAAAGCUGAAGAUUUGUUGGCCUUAGGCCAUUCGCCUUUUGAUAUCCUCAUGACUGUCCGAAGCGUCCUUAAGACAUUAAAGGCACCAGAGCAUAUACUUUGUGAAUUCCUUAAAACCAUAUCAUUGUCUCACAUGACAAUGAUCAGUGGAUUAUCUAGCCCGCUACAAUUAGACAAACUUAUUGCAACUCUUUGCAAAGUUUCACUUAUAAUGAGAAAAAGCUAGGAAACAUCAC
Messenger RNA from Babesia bovis T2Bo, 1014 nucleotides. RefSeq names its product Replication factor C subunit family member. The coding region runs from base 36 to 1004 and encodes 322 amino acids. Gene Ontology annotation, biological process: DNA repair; DNA-templated DNA replication. The transcript has 8 exons. Gene Ontology annotation, molecular function: DNA binding; ATP hydrolysis activity; ATP binding. NCBI's taxonomy places the organism in Eukaryota, Apicomplexa, Aconoidasida, Piroplasmida, Babesiidae. The record is from RefSeq and is a predicted model, not a curated record. Gene Ontology annotation, cellular component: DNA replication factor C complex; nucleus.